Lichtheimia ornata is the source of this 1401-nucleotide messenger RNA. RefSeq lists its product as uncharacterized. NCBI's taxonomy places the organism in Eukaryota, Fungi, Mucoromycota, Mucoromycetes, Mucorales, Lichtheimiaceae. The record is from RefSeq and is a predicted model, not a curated record. Bases 1 to 1401 code for a protein of 466 amino acids. The transcript is spliced from 7 exons.
AUGAUCUUAUUCUUCCGUUGUAAACUCCCUCCUCUUAAACCAUUCUUCCGCUCCUAUGCCUCUCAAUCAGGAUCAGGCCCUCCUCGCGACAAAUUGCGUGCCAUUCCAUUUACACAACACGUCAAGGCUGCUGAUAACAUCUUUGAAGACUACCAUGGCAAAGGCUUUUUCUCUGCACGUGUGAAGACGACGGGUCCUCCAGAGGAGAUCUUUUUGCCAUUUUGGAUCGUUGCUGCUCGUGUUCGCGUGGAGAUCGUCCAGGCACAAGUGGGUCAUCGAGUGUUACGCAAUCGAUACAACCCAGCAACAAAACGAAAUGAAGUGGGAUAUGAUACGCAUUGGUCUUGGGUCAACGAACGAUACCGUUGGUCACAUGAAUAUUCACCGUUGGAGCACGUUGGCAUGCAUAUCUAUGGAUCACACAAGUAUAGACGAGGAUUGGUGAAUGCCAUUCGAAGUUGUCAAAGUUUGCAAGAAGCUACCCAAUUCACGCCGCAGCUAAUGGAUCGGCCUGCUUAUUCUGAUCUGGCAGCAGCUUAUCGAAACAUCAAUCGCAAAGUGGAUCCAUUUUAUUUGUAUCCAACGACAGCUUUACGCUUUGCUCGAUCCUACAUUCAAGAUUCAGAGGAAGCCUAUGCAGAUGAUUUUUUGAGACGCAAGUACAGCGCUGAUGAUACUCGCCUUGUACAAGUCCAGAUCCACGUUGACGACAUUCAUUGUGCUCCUGUGUAUUAUCCUGCCUAUGUCUAUACGGUGCAUUAUCUUGGAAGGAAUUUGCGUACAUUUGUGAAUGGCCAUGACUUGAGAGUGGGCGGCAUUCGAGUCUAUGAUCACAAUCGCGUGGCUAUUGCAUCCGUAGUUGGCAUGGCAACCUUAAUGACAAUGACAGGUGGUGUCGGUAUUGGAGGAAUGAGCGGCUCAUUUUGGAUCGGCAUCAUCCUUCCCACGGUUAUUGCAUCGUUGGUGUCAGUGUAUUCCCCUAUCAUCUCUCUGAGGUAUCGCGAUUGGAAAAGGCAGCAAGAGAUACGAGCACAAGAACACGACCCUCAUAUUUGGGACUCGGAUUGGGUGAAGGCAUUUAAUGCAUUUGAGGAUCAAUAUCGCUAUCGAACAUGGAAGCAGGAUCAUGAGAGUCAAUCGGGAAGGCGAACGUGGAGCGAUACAUCAUCUCUCGACAAAGAUCCCAAAGGAUACUAUAGGGCUCUUGGUAUCUCGCCAACAGCUAAUACGGCAGAUAUCCAAUCUGCUUUUCGAGGCCUUGCAAUGAAACAUCAUCCUGAUCGCUACUCCGAUCCCAACGACAAGAAAAAGGCUACCGAUAGAUUCAAAGCCAUCUCAGCUGCGUACAGCGUUCUUCGAGAUCCUAAAAAACGAAAGGCUUAUGAUCAAUCGGGUAGAUAG